Messenger RNA from Rosa chinensis, 1220 nucleotides. Its product is annotated as F-box protein At5g52880. The record is from RefSeq and is a predicted model, not a curated record. The transcript has 6 exons. Lineage: Eukaryota; Viridiplantae; Streptophyta; Magnoliopsida; Rosales; Rosaceae. Gene Ontology annotation, molecular function: protein binding. Bases 89 to 979 code for a protein of 296 amino acids.
ACUAAAAGCUGCCAUAGAUGAGAGAGAAAGAGAGAGUCUCUCUCCCUCUGCGCUUUGGCCAUUGAAAUCACAGAAAGAAACUAAAGAAAUGUCAAAACAAUUGGAGAGAUACCAAAAACUUGCGCUGAAAGAAUCUUUAGGAUCAAUUCACAGAUACCCUUUAGUCUGCAAAGAGCUCAGCUUAAUUCUCAGAGGCGCUUACAGAAAAGUGCCCAAGAAUCUCCAGUCUCUUAUCUUCCAAGAUACCCUCACCGCCUUUCGUCUCCUUCCUGAAAUGAAGACGCGCAGUGCUGUCUCAGCAGCUCACCUCCUCCUCCAGAGCGUUGAGGCCACUUUGCCGAAGCAAAAGAAGAACUUGGCUGUUACAGAAUAUAAGAAUGCAAUGAUUGCUCACAAGAGGCGCGCUAAAGCUCGCCAAGAAGAGAAUGUUGCCCAUCUGCCACAAGAUGUUCUUGUACAUGUAUUCAGUUUCCUGGAUUUUCAAUCUUUAGUCUCUGUUGGGCAAGUCUGCUGGCCCUGGAAUUUUGCAGCAAGUGAUAACCGGCUGUGGCAGAGGCAAUACGCUACGUUCUUUAGGGACUCUUACAAUGACUUGAAUAUCAAGGAACAGCAUACCAGUAGACAGGCUGAAGAUGAUAGUUAUACGCUGUUUUGGAGAAAAGCCUUCAAAAGAGCAUAUAAAGGGAAUAAUUCAUCAAAGAAAUUAAAAUCCAGUAGGGGAUACUGUAGAUACUGCAAGACAAUUGUUUGGCUCGAUAACAUGAAAUGUUUCAAUGACCAUAUUGGACUAAAUCCUGAAAUUCAGAAAAUUGACCCUGUAUCACCUAGUCAGGUGGUUGACUAUCUGUUGGAAGAUUCUAUAUCAGUCAAAUCUUCUUCAGAGAGUGAUAGCGACAGUGAUUCAGAAGCAGGGUCCUUUUCUAGGUUAUGGGCCUAUCGAAGACCCUUGUCCAGUACUGAAGAUAUGCCUUUCCCUUGAAACCAAUUGCUGCUUGUAUUAUGUAUAGAGCUGCUCUGCGGCCAUUAGAUCGUUAACAAAGAUUGCCUGUUGUCGAUUAGUUUGCUUUCUGGGCAUUGGCCCUCCGUGUAACUAAAAAGAGCUUAAAAAUGUACAGAUAGUAUUAACAUUCAGCAUGUUUCAUUAUCCUUGUGUUCUAAUUGAAGUGACACUAAUUCUUAUGAGACCGCUGGAGCAUGUUUAUAUUUCUAGUAGCAAACAA